AUGAGUCUACGCCAGCUCACCAUACGUGCCCCGCAAGCGAGCCGCUCGGUCGGUCGAGUGAGCCGGAUACCGCAUGUCCGGCAGAGAGCCACGAGCUCGCAUGCUGGAGCGUCCACCAGAUCCCCACUCCCGCUACUCGUAGCAGCUGGAGUCGUCACGGGAUUAUCCGCAUACCUCUUGUCCAACCAGAUCAGGCUGGAAGAAGCAAAUACCCCGGUCGAUUCCGGCCACACUGGCAAGCCAGCUAAAGGGGCCAAGAGAGGAAACCAAGGUCCGAUGGUCAAGAUCAAGGAUGUGCUGGACAAGAAGAACAGUGAUGAUGUUUGGGUAGUCAUCAAGGGGGAAGUAUACGACGUAACGGAAUGGGUACAUGACCACCCAGGCGGACCCGAGAUCAUCCUCAACAACAAGUCCAAGGACGUCACACACAUCUUCAACCCUCGACACCCUUCCGAUCAGCUCGAAGGCGAGAAUUUGCCGACGACGGUGCAUCAUCUGGGGAUGCUGCAGACUGAGGGGGCGAGCGAGGAGGACAAGGAGGCGCUGAUGCUGAAAGUCAGCAAGGAUGAGGAGGACGAUGAAGAACGGGUGAGAAAAGCGCGGGAGAAGAUGGAGGAGACGGGUCUGGGGGUCAUCGUGAACAUGAAGGACUUUGAGAAAUUCGCGGAGCCUAUGCUGAGCAAGGUGGCUUGGGCUUACUAUGCCUCUGCAGCGGACGAUGAGAUCACCAAGAACUCCAACGCGAGCGCAUAUCAGAACGUUACUUUCCGGCCUCGGAUAUUGCAACGAGUAGCCAAGGCGGACUGUACCACCACGAUCAUGGGCAAGGAGUCUGCACUUCCUCUGUUUAUCUCUCCAGCCGCGAUGGCCAAGCUCGGGCACCCCGAUGGCGAGAUCAACUUGACCAAAGGCGCCGCCAACACCGGUAUCAUCCAAUGCAUCUCCUCAAACGCGUCCUGCUCAGUCGAAGAGAUCAACGCCGCCCGCGCGCCCGGCCAACCCCUCUUCUUCCAGCUCUACGUCAACCGCAAGCGCGAAGUCGCCGCCGAAUUGAUCAAGAAGGUCGAUCGGCUGGGUAUGGACGCUAUCAUGAUGACUGGAGAUGCACCUGUCGGUGGCAAGCGAGAGCGGGAUUUACGGCUUAAGGGCGAGUUUGAGGGUCCAGCUGGCGGGGUGUCUGAAAAGAGCGGGGAAACGCAGGGUGUCAGCCAGGCUAUGUUCGCGGGUGUGGAUCCUGAUUUGCACUGGGACGACAUUCCAUGGGUCAGAUCGCUCACGGACACACCUAUCAUCAUCAAGGGUGUCCAGACCGUCGAGGACGCCUUGCUUGCAUACGAACGAGGCGCGGACGGUAUCUUGAUCUCGAACCACGGCGGUCGACAGCUCGAUACGACCCGACCAUGCCUCGACGUACUGCUCGAAAUCCGCAAACAUGCCCCUCAGCUCCUCAGGCCCGAGUUCCGCGGGGACACUGGUCUCAAUCCCGAAUCACUGAAGAACCUGGCGCAGGUAGUCCCACCCUCCAGGCCGGGAAAGAUGGAGCGGCCGUUCGAAGUGUAUAUCGAUGGCGGGAUCAAUAGGGGGACGGAUGUCGUCAAGGCACUGUGCCUGGGUGCGAAUGCGGUAGGAGUGGGGAGGGGCUUCUUGUUUGCUCAGAGUGUGGCAGGGGUGGAAGGUGUAGAGCACGCUGUUGGCAUUCUGCAAUCGGAGAUACUGCUGACGCUGCGUCUACUUGGGGUCAACAAGCUGUCUGAGCUGAGACCAAGCAUGGUGGAGGUCAAAUCAUAG
Dioszegia hungarica is the source of this 1788-nucleotide messenger RNA. RefSeq names its product L-lactate dehydrogenase. Gene Ontology annotation, molecular function: L-lactate dehydrogenase (cytochrome) activity. The transcript is spliced from 9 exons. Gene Ontology annotation, biological process: lactate metabolic process. The record is from RefSeq and is a predicted model, not a curated record. The coding region runs from base 1 to 1788 and encodes 595 amino acids. NCBI's taxonomy places the organism in Eukaryota, Fungi, Basidiomycota, Tremellomycetes, Tremellales, Bulleribasidiaceae.